CGCCUUCAUUGCAUCAGCCUCUGGGUCUGUGCUGGCGCCUGGAACGUUGGAGAAGACUGUGUUUGCUGCGGUGUUUCCUGCGCCGGUGUGGCGCCGUGCGCCCGGAAACUAAGAAAAGAAGGGUCAGAGUAAGUGUUCCCCUCUGCCGCUUGAGUCGGAGCUAGAGUAUUUCCUUCCCGUCACGCCAGUGCCUGUAGGAACCAGACCCCGCCCCCUUCCCGGCCUAGACUCCCUUUCCCCCUCUGCCCUUUUCCCACCGGGUACCCCCUCGUUUCCUCUUGUGCUGCCUGUGCAUCCCCGCCAAAGUCAUGAAGCUCGUGAGAAAGGACAUUGAGAAAGACAAUGCGGGCCAGGUGACCCUGGUCCCCGAAGAACCUGAGGACAUGUGGCACACCUACAAUCUAGUGCAGGUGGGCGACAGCUUGCGCGCCUCCACCAUCCGCAAGGUACAGACUGAGUCCUCCACGGGCAGCGUAGGAAGCAACCGGGUCCGCACUACUCUCACUCUCUGCGUGGAGGCCAUCGAUUUUGACUCUCAAGCCUGCCAGCUGCGGGUUAAGGGGACCAACAUCCAAGAGAAUGAGUAUGUCAAGAUGGGAGCUUACCACACCAUCGAGCUGGAGCCUAACCGCCAGUUCACGCUGGCCAAGAAACAGUGGGACAGUGUGGUUCUGGAGCGCAUCGAGCAGGCCUGUGACCCAGCCUGGAGCGCAGAUGUGGCGGCUGUGGUCAUGCAGGAAGGCCUCGCCCAUAUCUGCUUAGUCACUCCCAGUAUGACCCUGACUCGGGCCAAGGUGGAGGUGAACAUCCCUAGGAAACGGAAAGGCAACUGUUCCCAGCAUGACCGGGCCUUGGAGCGGUUCUACGAACAGGUGGUCCAGGCUAUCCAGCGCCACAUAAACUUUGACGUUGUGAAGUGCAUCCUGGUGGCCAGCCCCGGAUUCGUGAGGGAGCAGUUCUGUGACUACAUGUUUCAACAAGCAGUGAAGACCGACAACAAAGUGCUCCUGGAAAACCGGUCCAAAUUCCUUCAGGUACAUGCCUCCUCUGGACACAAGUACUCCCUGAAAGAGGCCCUUUGUGACCCUUCUGUAGCUAGCCGCCUUUCAGACACUAAAGCCGCUGGGGAAGUAAAAGCCUUGGAUGACUUCUAUAAAAUGUUACAACAUGAACCUGACCGAGCUUUUUAUGGACUCAAGCAGGUGGAGAAGGCCAAUGAGGCUAUGGCAAUUGACACAUUGCUCAUCAGCGAUGAGCUUUUCAGGCACCAGGAUGUAGCCACACGGAGCCGAUAUGUGAAGCUGGUGGACAGUGUGAAAGAGAACGCAGGCACUGUUAGGAUAUUCUCUAGUCUUCAUGUAUCUGGGGAACAGCUCAGUCAGUUGACUGGAGUAGCUGCCAUUCUCCGCUUCCCUGUCCCUGAACUCUCUGACCAAGAGGAUGAUUCCAGUUCUGAGGAAGAUUAAUGAUUGAAACUUCUAAUUGAGACAACCUGUGUCUCCAGUGUUAUGUUUCCUUAGCAUCCUGACAGAAAGCUGCAAGGCACUUUGUGAUUCUUACAGGAAUUUCUCAUGUAUUUAGUCACACUAGGUAUUGUGUGAUUGGCAGGACAUGAAUUCAAACUAAACAAUAAAUUAAAAGGAAAUAACCUCCACGUACUACCAUCUUUAUUAAAUAGGAUAAUUUAUACAGAAACUUUGAGUUAUUUGCAGUCCUCAAAAACAUUUUGUGUAUUUAAUAAGAAUACCUAUAUAUUCUUUGGGAUAGAUCAUAAAAUCCCAAAUGUUUUUCCUUUCUUCCUUAGGAAAAGCUGUUUGGCAUUUCUUUAUCAGCAGUUUAUACUGCUUGUUUUAAUUCUGCAUAGUGUUAUUGCACUGUGUUUAAUGAUCCUUUUCAACACUUUAAAAUUUUAAAUUUGCUAUUUUAAAUGAUGGCCAAAUAAUUGUAGACUGUUCUAAAAAACAAAUUUAAAAUUAUAUUUUUCUUAAGAAACUUGUUAAGCCAGUCAUGUUCAAGAAAACUCUUGGUGAGGUUUUGAUUGUUUGUUUUUUACAAUUAAUAUUAGCCUUGGAGGACCACUUAGUUAUUUUUGGAUCAUAGAGCUUUGACCUGCUAGGGAUUGUCAAGAUAAGCUACUUGAAGUAUUUUUAUUUUUAAAAUGAAAUUAAAGUAUGUGAUUAGCUUGUUAUGGCCUAAUUAGCACCAAAGCUGAAAGUAGUCCCUAGACUAGACCCCAUUUUUUUGCACUACCACACUAUAUGUUUAUUUUGCUUAUCAUAAAUAUACAUAGUGCUAUCUUAUAUUACUAUGUGGCAUUAGUCUGUGCUUACACAUUCUUACUGGACUUUAUCUAGCCCUUAAGUUGGAGUGAAAAGAUCCGUUCAGAAAGUUUGAUUAAGUCACAUUGUUAGUAGUAUGUAGUAGUUGACUUACAGUCCACUACUUUUUACUGUAAUGUGGGAAUUUCUGCAAAAAACCUGACUUUAAAAUAUUAUUUUCAUUAAAUAUUUUUGAUAUGCAGUUUUAAGAAUUUGGGAGGGAACCUUGGAGUGAAAUUGCAUCCUGACCUUUUACAGACCUUAGCUUAGCAAAACAAUUAGGAAAGUCACUAUUAAAAAAAAAGUGAUAAUUCAGUUUGCAAUUCCUGGGCAUCUACUUCAAGUACAGAUACUAAGUAAAUUUUUGCAUGUCCUUUUUGUGUCUGGGCCUUUCUCCUGGGAUAAAUCCCAGGUUGGGGGUUAUUUUUCAUAAAUUUCUGACUAAGUGAGCUUUUAUUGUUGUUAUUUGUAAUUAGGAAUAAACACCUCCAUAUACUUUAAAAUUACAUUGUUACAUAUCUACCUCCUAAUCAAAAAAUCAUUUGGAUUGUCAUUAUAUCCAUGGAUACUUAACUUUAAAAUACAUGAAAAACAUGUUAUUAAAUCAUUUGGUAAUAUAGGAAUGAAACUGCUAAGACUCAAUGUUAGAACCUGAUUGAUAAUGACUCAUAUUCUCAGUAAGAAUUUGGAGAUUUUGGGGCUAUAUUACUCUUAUAAUUUGUGCAGUACAGGUUAUUUCUAGCUCUGUUAUCUACAGUAAUAGAAAUCAGAAGAAAUAAAACCUACCCAUAAAUCUGACCAAUAAAUUUUAGGUCAUAAGUUCUCAAAUUUAGCUGCUUGUUAUCCUGAUCUUGAGAGCUUUUGAAACUCAAUACCCAGACUGGAUCCCAAACUAAAUAACCCUUCACCCCUGGAAAUGCUGUUUUGUUUUGUUUUGUUUGUUUUGUUUUAAUCUCCCAGGUGAUUCCUUUGGGUAUCAAGGCUGAGAACCACUGACUCAUGUCUUGCUAUUGGUCUGUGGACCACCAGCAGACUAGACCCAGGACCCUGAGAGCUUGUAGGAAACUAGAAUCCAGGACCUAGUCUGGACCUUCUGAGUUUCAAUCUGUAUUUUAACAUCUCUAGUUGAUUACUGUGUAUAAUACAAUCUGAUAAGCAUAGGCAAUAGUUUAUUCUCCCUCUGCUAAUAAACCUCUGUGGCUGGGGUUGCCAGCUAUAGAUAAAAACA
This is a messenger RNA of Hyaena hyaena (striped hyena), 3546 nucleotides long. RefSeq names its product pelota mRNA surveillance and ribosome rescue factor (gene PELO). The transcript has 2 exons. Gene Ontology annotation, cellular component: cytoplasm. Gene Ontology annotation, biological process: nonfunctional rRNA decay; ribosome disassembly; RNA surveillance. Lineage: Eukaryota; Metazoa; Chordata; Mammalia; Carnivora; Hyaenidae. Bases 309 to 1466 code for a protein of 385 amino acids. The record is from RefSeq and is a predicted model, not a curated record.